Molecule: messenger RNA, 1332 nt
Organism: Colletotrichum higginsianum IMI 349063
Lineage: Eukaryota; Fungi; Ascomycota; Sordariomycetes; Glomerellales; Glomerellaceae
Exons: 1
Coding region: 1-1332 (443 amino acids)
Source: RefSeq, a predicted model, not a curated record
AUGUCGAUGCCAGGCGCCUUUUCCCCGGAUCUCCCACCCUUCGAACCCGACUCCAAGAAGGACGAAUCUGCCUCUGUCCAACCUCCAGCCCUGCGUCUCGACCAGCCCUCCGACGCCUAUUCUCUCCACACAAACGACCCCUACUUCGACGACGUCGCCGCCGCCGCCUCCUCUUCUUCAGCAGCAGCCCACGACCUUCCGCCCUCCUAUACAGACGAAUCUCAAGAUACCUCCUCGCCGAGUGCCAAACACCACUCCGUUACCGUGUCCACAAACGCUCUGCUUGCAGACGAAGCCGGUCCCUCGCCCCUUCUCUUCCGCAAGGACGCCGUCACCGGUGCCGAGAUCCACACCUCGCGCCGUCUCGACACUGACCCGACCUAUCUCGAAGCUCACAUCACCGCCCUCGCCGAGCUGCCACCUCGGCCCUACGUCCGCAUCCGCGGUACCCACACCGAGAGUGUGCGCAAGCGCGACGACAAGACUGAGAGCAAGACGGUCGUCGACUUUGACAUCCGCCUCGACCUCACCCCCUUCCUCUACCGCGACAUCGCCGCACGCCGCUCUUGGCGCGAGCUGCGAACCGCCGACAACUUCCAAAAGGUUCGCCGCGGCACUGUCUUCCCCACCCGCGCCCCGGGCUUCGGCGGCUCGUCCUCGUCCUCCUCGACCGACGCCGACGUCCACGGUGCCAGACAGCCCACCCUGCGCGAGUGGUGCCACCGCUACUGCGCCUCCCACGCCGGCCUCAAGACCUUCACCCUUCUCCGCACCGUCACGGGCUUCGACGAGGACGAGAAGCUCAAGGCCCGCCUCGAGGACCUCGUCCGCGCCACCCACUACCGCGGCCGUGUCGACGUCCUCUUCCCCGUCCAGGACGCCCGCAUUGAUGUCUACAACACCUGCCGCGUCAACCGCUGGCGCUCGACCACCUGGGUGCGCUGGCUCUUCUACUUGACCUUCCUUUGGGUCUUUGCCUGGCCCUACCUCUUCUUCCGCACCAAGCGCUUCGAGGUUGUCGAGGCCGAAUGGCCCUUUUCCCGCCGCCGGAGGGACCCGCAGACGGGCAGAGUCACGGGCCGCGAGUACGUCACCAUCUCGGAACUCGACUGGUAUAACAUGUGGGGCCGGGCCAUCUCUAAGGCCGUCCUGGAGAGGCGCCAGGGCGAGCUGGACCAGCGCGACCUCAGGGAUGCCGACGGGAGGCAGGGCACCAGCUUCGAGGAGGCUCUUGCGGGCAUCGACGGCGAGACGACGAGGGGCCUCGUGAGGGCCGGUGUCAGCGCCAUGAAUGUCGUCAACCGCCACUUUGGAUGGGGAGGUGAUUGCUGA